GGCCUGAGGAGAUUUGGAAAGAAUUUGUACGCCAAAUGGUUUAGAUGGGGUGGAGGAGGGUCAAAGUUCAGCUGCAGAACGGAGAGAUCCAGGGAUGAAGAUCUUUUAAAGCGGGGCCUUGAAGGACGAUUGGGGAGAAAUGCAGACUUGACGCUGAUUGGUGGAGCAGAGCCGCAUUGAAGAGUAAUUAGACAAAGCUGGAGAUGAUGCUUGACUCCAGCGGCGAUGCCCCACCGUGCACCCGCACCCACAUCCAGCCUGCACCGUGUGCUGCGCAGAGAACCGGAGAAGCUCCGCAGUGGGAAUCAUGCAGGACAUUGUGUUGAUGCGGCUGUUUGUUUAGGUCUGAGUGGCCUCAGCAGGCAAGGACAACCUGGAGACAUCCACCUUCCUCCCCAUCACUCUAUCCGUUCUGCUGGCUGCUCACCGAGGCUGCUGCUGGCAUCAUCUAUGUACUGUAUGUUUGGAUAGGGACCUGUUUACCGAGUGUUAUCUGACUGAAGAAAACAUCUGACGGCAAUCAUGAGCAGUACUGUCUUUCCACAGCAGGCUGCCCUCUCUGUUCUGGAGCAGCAGAAGGUGAAGCAAGAAGGAGGUGGCCCUCUUGCCUGUCAGAACUGUGAGAAGCCCUGUAAGGGGGAGGCUCUCCGAGUUCAGAACAAACACUUUCACAUAAAGUGUUUCGUCUGCAAACUAUGUGGUUGUGAACUUGCCCAAGGAGGCUUUUUUGUGCGCCAGGGUGAAUACAUCUGUACUCUGGACUACCAGCGGCUGUAUGGGACUCGCUGCUUCAGCUGCCAGGACUUCAUUGAGGGGGAGGUGGUGUCAGCACUAGGGAAGACCUACCAUCCCCGCUGUUUCGUCUGCGUCUUAUGCAAACAGCCGUUCCCAGCUGGUAACCGAGUGACCUUUAAUGGAAAGGAGUGUAUCUGCCAGAAGUGUACCCAGCCCCUGCCUGCCAACAGUCCUGCUCCCAUACAGGCUGUCCACAACUGCUGUGGUUGUGGGAAGGAAUUUAAGAAUGAACAGUCUCUUGUUGCUCUGGACAAGCACUGGCACCUGGGCUGCUUCAAGUGUAAAGUGUGCAGCAAGGUGCUCAAUGCUGAGUACAUCAGCAAGGAUGGGAUCCCCUUCUGUGAGAUGGAUUACCAUGCCAUGUUUGGCAUCCAGUGUGAGAGCUGUAAGAAAUACAUCACUGGAAAAGUACUGGAGGCCGGAGAGAAGCAUUACCACCCCACAUGUGCACGAUGUGCCCGCUGUGAGAAAAUGUUUGGAGAAGGAGAAGAAAUGUAUCUGCAGGCUACCCACCAUAAGGCCUCCUGCUGUUGGCUGCUGGCUGAGCACUCCUCCUCCUGCUGCACCUCUUUACAUCCACGACUGGCUUCCUCCUUUCUGCACUACCUGUCUGCCCAGCAUCGCAGCCAUCCGAGCCCUCUGGAUUGCACCUACGAUGCAGGAUCAUCUAUCUGGCAUCCCCCAUGCAGACAAGCAGCCAAGCAGGAGGAGAAGAGUAAGGUGACCCGGACUUCUUCUGAGAGUAUCACUUCUGUCCCUGCAUCUAGUGCCUCUGGCUCGCCCAGCCGAGUCAUCUAUGCCAAACUGGGAGAGGAGAUGCUGGACUACAAGGACCUGGCAGCACUACCAAAGACCAAGGCUAUCUAUGACAUUGACAGGCCUGACUUGCUUUCCUAUUCUCCUUAUAUCAGCUACCCAUCUGAAGAGAGGCACUAUGAAGAGGGUGAUGGGGAGAAGUCACCCUGUCAGCAGAGGCCCUCCAGCCCCAGCUCCAACAGCCCUCUAGGGGGGUACGGACGGUACACCCCAUCCCGUUCCCCUCAGAAUUACAGCAGAGCAGGACCAGAGGUACACAUGGGUGGUAAAUACAGCAGCCUGGCCCGUGACUCCAGUUCUCUCUCUUCACCUAUACCCCACCUGGGUGGUGUUCAGAACCCCUCCAUGUUGACAAGGGAUACCUCCUCCCUCCCUGCGUACUAUUCUGGCAGGGCUGACGGGAGCGGUGGUGCUGUAGACAUUGGCAAGUACUCACCUUCACAACCAAGUGGCAGUGGAAACUUGUCUUUGCAGCUGAACCCCACCACCUUGGCAAUGCUUCGGCAGCACAACUACGUCCCUUAUUUCAAAGGGUUCAAACUGGACCCCACACCCGGUCCUAAGCCUAGGACAUCCCUUCACCUCAAUUUAGCACCUCCUAACGGUAGUGAAAGUGGUCGGAGUACACCAAACUUAUCCACCUACUCUGAUGGCAAAUCCCCCUCAUCUACUUCAACAUACGUGGCUGCUCCCCGGCAUUUCCACAUACCAGAGACUAUGGUCAAAGAUAAUAUCUAUAGAAAACGCCCCAUCUACAAACAGCAUGCUUCUAGAACAUCCUGGCAGGAAGGUGAUGGUGGCAAGAGAACAAGUUGGAUGAUCUUGAAAAGUGAGAUUGAUAGUCAGAUUCCUCCAGAAGAUCUAGAUCCCUGUAAAUCCACCUGCAGUCUCCCAACUGACACAUCCCAGCCAAAUUUCCCCUACAACAAAUCUGCAUCAUUACCCGGGUAUGGAAGGAAUGGUAUCUUUAAGACUGCAAGAAUGGUGGAAGAUGAAGUGGACCCUGACUCCCAGAGCUGGGUAGGGAUGAGAGAGUACAAGAUAUACCCCUAUGAAAUGCUAGCAGUGACACAUAAAGUGAAAGUGAAGCUUCCCAGAGAUGUAGAUCGCACCAGACUGGAGAGACAUUUAUCUCCCAACGAGUUUCAGCAGGUUUUCGGAAUGACGCUGGAGCAGUUUGACCGCUUGGCUCUGUGGAAGAGGAAUGAUAUGAAGAAGAAGGCCCGUCUGUUUUAGAUCAUAAUUAAAAUAAUUGCCACAACAUCUUAACUAAAAUCUAGAAGGAAGCAGAAAAUAAUAGCAGAAAUAUCUGUAUUUUACCCAAACCUUGUGGCUGUAAAUCUCCAUGUCAUCUGCCUUUGGAGCUCCAUAGAGGCACCCUGUGUAGGGUUUUUACAUCAUUGGAUUUGACUAUGUGUAGCUUUUUGUAUGCAGUUUGGUGUGAAUGUUUGACUGGAAAUCCCAGACAAGAGGAAAAGGAGUUGUGUUUGCAUGGUCUGUGUUUUUUCUCCCUUAUCUCCUGUGAGGUUCUGCAUCCACCCAGGGGCUCUCCUGAGGCUUCCGUAAAUUGGGACAAAAAAAGAAGAACUACUCUUUCCAAUUCCUGUGCAGGCCUUCCACCAGGUUCUCUGUGGUUCUGGUUGUUUUAUGUGGGCCUACCUUUUCAGACAUGACCUGUUUUGUUUUUCUUUCUCCGGUUUGUUCUCUAUUCUCAAACCGUUCAUCUUGUCUCCUUUUACUACAUGUAUUUGCUACACUGCGUUUUUUUCUGUAGCUUUGUCCCCUGCCUGUCCUAACUCACUGUUACAUUUCCAAAUAAGUUUAUCUGUUUUACAUCAUUGUCAUUACCUUUAGGCUUAGAUUACUGUAUCAUUGUAAUUUCUAACUGUUCCAGAAUGUCAACGCCAAAGACUGGGUUAAAAAAACUGGAUUGACUCCGAUGUUGGAAUUUGUCAGGAACUGAUGAAAAGCAUCUUCACAAAUGCUUCUGUUUUUUUUUUUUUUUUACUUUACCUCAUCUUCUUCUUGUUUCAUAUCUUUCAAACCCAUGAAUCAACAAAGACAGAUAAGGAGUGGAUAGCAACCACAAGCCAAGAAAAAGUUGUCUUUAAAGAUCUCAAACAAGCAGCAUUUCCAGAGUGACAUGAACUCACAAAAAUACUUUUAUAAGCUAUUCUCAGAAGAAUCUUUAAACCUGUCACAAGGUGGAGUUGAAGUAAAUUUCAAAUGUGUUAUUGGCCAUGCUCCCAUUGUCUUUGCUGUCACAUUUAUGCAACUCAAGUGAGGCCUGGCCUGAUUGAAAACCCAAUACUCUGACAGAGUUUUGUGUCCCCUGCUAGUUUUACCUCUUUAUUGUUUGCAUGACUUCCUGCAUACAGAAAGACCUACACAUUUCAACUGAAUCCCAUUAGCUUUGCUGGAUUUUACUGGACCACGAACUGAUAUUCUCAUCAUGAUCAUAUGCAGGAUUUAUGUUUAAAUAUACUAAAUAUAUACCAGAUUUAUCUAUCUGUAUACAAGCCGUGGUGUAUCUUUAGGCAUGCAUGAGGAUGAUAAAAUGGGGUUUCUCUAAUAGCCUUGUAUUAGAAACAUAUGAAAACAUCGUCAUCAAUGUUGUCUGAAUGAUUGGUUAUUUUAUAGUCAUAUAAAAUGCCUGAAUUCGCUGCUUACCUUUGCUUGUUUAAGAUAUUUAUUUCAAUACAACAUUAUGCAGAUUAUUUAAUUUGAAAUUUUUAGGGUGUGGUGGCAAAUGCAUUAGCAUCUCACAAUACAGUUGGAGACGUACCACAUUUUGAGUUUAACCUGAGCGUCAGAUCAAAUGUUUCUCCUGUAACACAAUAACCCCUGUCUUUAUGUUGAAUUUCUAAUAUCAGUCUGCUAUUAAAAUGCUUUAACCAGA
This is a messenger RNA of Girardinichthys multiradiatus, 4510 nucleotides long. RefSeq names its product actin binding LIM protein family, member 2 (gene ablim2). The transcript has 24 exons. The record is from RefSeq and is a predicted model, not a curated record. Bases 523 to 2847 code for a protein of 774 amino acids. NCBI's taxonomy places the organism in Eukaryota, Metazoa, Chordata, Actinopteri, Cyprinodontiformes, Goodeidae. Gene Ontology annotation, biological process: lamellipodium assembly; cytoskeleton organization. Gene Ontology annotation, cellular component: actin cytoskeleton. Gene Ontology annotation, molecular function: actin filament binding.